Molecule: messenger RNA, 1170 nt
Organism: Dendrobium catenatum
Lineage: Eukaryota; Viridiplantae; Streptophyta; Magnoliopsida; Asparagales; Orchidaceae
Exons: 7
Coding region: 619-951 (110 amino acids)
Source: RefSeq, a predicted model, not a curated record
UGUACUAGAUAAGGCGGACGGGCGGAGCAUCUGAUUAUGUAAUAAUCUUUCGUGAGUCAAAGCCAGGGGAAAAGAGCAGCAGCGUAAAUUGCCCUUCAAGUUGUUGCUGUCGAGAUCGAAAGUAGAAGGAGAUAUCGUCUUUGCAGCGCCAUCAAAACCCCGGCGGCAAUGCAUCUGGAGGUUUCUUGUUCCGUUUUGUAAUUUGGGAAUCUCAAAGAUUGGGGACGGAUCCGAUCUCCUCUUUUUUAAUCGUCGACCUCAGUAGGUUUUCUCGCCGUUGAUGGUGGUUUUGGGGCCGAUUUCUCCAUGAUAUAUUGCAGAUCCCUCUAUACUUGGAUUGGUCAGACCAUAUCCUGCAUGGGGGUUAGAGCAAGCUUGUCAGUUUUUGCCAUAGAAGUAGUCAUUUGAGUGCCACAGGAAUGGGCAAUGAAUGCCAACUAUGAGAUGAGGCGGACCACACUUGGUGCAUAAGGUAAGAGCAGAGGCUGCCUUGGUUGCUAUACUAAACCUACUCCAAUAACAGCUGUGGAUGAGCCCUCAAAGGGCUUGCAAAUCCAAGGCCAAUCCAUUAGAAAACCUGGUUUAUCUGACGACUUUUGGAGUACAAGCACAUAUGAAAUGGAGAACAGUGGAGUUCAGUCUCAACGAAGCAUCUCUUCAAUUAGUACAUCAACUCAAACUCUUGACUCCCACGGUGGAACUGGAAGUACAAGCAACCCUUCAGAAUUUGUGAAUCACGGUUUUCUUCUAUGGAACCAAAUUAGGCAGCAAUGGAUUGGCAAUAAAAACUCACAAAAAGUGUCUGAGCAGGUUCGAGAACCAAGGUUAAGUUGGAAUGCCACAUAUGACAGUUUGCUUGGGAGCAACAAGCGCUUCCCACAACCUAUCCCUCUACCUGAAAUGGUCGACUUUCUGGUGGAUGUUUGGGAGCAGGAGGGUUUGUAUGAUUGAUUAGAGGCCUCAAAUAAUUCAUUACUGAUGAAAACUUAGUUCCUUUGUAUCAAAUUUUAGCUUCUUGAGAUUCAUUACAGAAAGCCGUAAAUCGUUUACGGCCAGCUUCUCACCCAUAUUCUGUGUGACUCGACAUCUCUUGUUAUAUUUACUUGUACUACUUUAAAACAUUUGAAAUUCAGCAAUGGAUGAAAGUUGUGAAUCGACCAAUUUUUUUCC